GUCUUGUUCAGCGUUUGGACGUCUGCUCUUCCACUAAGCACGCCAGUGCUAGUCACGCCACAUCUACUGGCCAAUGUUCGCAGCAGGCAGCAUGUUUGGUGGUGGGAGAAAGAAGAAGGGCGGUGCCGAUGAUGCAAAACAGCAUCAAUCACAAGUAAGCAUGAAUUCGGACCUGUUUGAUUUAUCUCAACUGAGGAGCUUAGCAGGCAUGCCACAGUCAGGUGUUGAUGAAGAUGACUUCGCCUUAGAGGCUGAGCUGGUAGCAUUAAUGGCUGAUGAUGGAUCAGUAGGACCAUCAAGGUCUACCGCAAGGACUAGAGUGCGACCAUCUCAGAUUGAUAAUCUGGAUAUUGAAGUGAAGGAAGGCAAGGAAGAUGAAGUCACUGAAGAAGACCUAGACAACCCUGAUUAUCUGGCGGAGCUAGCUAUGCUGUCUGAGGAGGAUGCCAACAUGGAAACCUUGAGGCCAUCUCCCAGACCUUCUCCUAGGGCAUCUCCUAAACCUUCCCCUCAACCAUCACCAAGAAGUUCCCCUGCACCACAGAGGAAAACAGAAAGUGAUGUAAAAGUACUGGUUCAGGAAAGGUUAGAAAUGUACCAGCUAGCUUUGAAGAAUGCAGAAGCUGCUAAUGAGGGUUCCAAGGCCAGACGAUAUGGACGAGGAAUUAAGACACUGAAAGGCCUUGAGAAGAAGCUGAAACAAGGAGCGAAAAUUGAUGAAUCAGAAAUUCCACCAAUGGUUGCCACAGGAGGACAACAUAAACCUGUCCAAGAACCAGAAAAGGCUCCCCCUCCUCCAGCAAGUGAAGCAGUCCAACCAUCCCGCAGUAACAAUGUUAGUGUGCCUGGAGACCCUUCGACAAAAGGGGUUGGAGAAUGUGAAAUGGCUUUGCUGAAGAAGAGGCAACAUGAGUACAAGAUGGCUGCCCUUGAAGCCAAGAGGGCUGGUGACAGGGAAACAGCUGCAGAACACCUCAGAGUUGCCAAGCAAUUUGAUUCUGUGAUCAGUGCCAUUGAGCAAGGAGAGGAAGUGGAUUUAAGUGGCAUGCCUCCACCACCCUCAUCAGCUUUACAAGGUACAUCUGCAUUAGUCCCUCCACCCAAACAGCAGAAGAUACAAGCACCUGUCAUUGAUGUGGUUGCACCAGGAGGACAGAGUGAAGCCACAGCAUCAGAUGCAGAGCCUUCUAUGCCUAGUACACCACUGGAGGCCUUACAGCAACGACAUGAUACGUACAAGGCACUGCUAGAUAAAGCCACAACAGAAGGCAAUGCCAGCAAGUGUAGGAGAUUGGGAAGGAUUGUCAAGAACUAUCAGGAGGCCAUCAAGAAGGAAAGGGCCGGUAAACCUGUUGAUUAUGAGGAGCUUGCGACUUUGCCUGGAUUUUCACCUAUCCCACCAAGAGGGAGCAUUUCCAAGUCCCAAGGUCAGCCAUCCCCAGGUCAGCCAUCCCCAGGUCAGCCGUCCCCAGGUCAGCCAUCCCCAGGUCAGCCAUCCCCAGGUCAGCCAUCCCCAGGUCAGCCAUCUGGUGCAUCAUCUCAGCCAGCUACAGCUGCUGCAUCAGCCAGGCCUGCUCUUACAAGACCCCCCUCAGUCAAAGAAGCCCAGAAUCUAAAGAACCUGAGGAUACUCACACAGAGGCAGAAGCAGUAUAAGACACUAGCCUUACAAGCCAAGAAGGAAGGAGAUAUGGGUGAAGCCAUGAGACUCCUCAAACUAGCAAAGGGCUUUGAUUCUAUGAUAACAGCGAGUGAGAAUGGUCUACCUGUCAAUAUGGAAUCUAUACCACCUUCUCCAACUCAGCAGCAGUUUUCAGUUGAAGAUGAGAGAGAAAGAAUGAUAUGUGACCCACCAGCAGGUGAAGAAUUGUCAGCAGAAGUACUUGCUGACAGCAAACAGCUCUAUGCCCGUCUGAUGGCCACCCUUAACAAACAAAUUCAGAUUUGUGCCACAAAUGAAAAACAGUACAUGCAACUAGGAAACCUCUCAACAUCAAAAAGAUUUGGAGAGAUGAAGCACAGCUGUCAACAGGACUUAGAUGUUCUUACAGUGUCUAUGUCACACUCAGACCCUGUCCCUAGAUUCCACUAUGAGACACGUACAAUCCCAUCUAUCAGAGUUUGUCCUGACCUAACAGAUACAGAAGUUGAAGUUAGCGUUAUCAAAGGGAUUCAGUUGAAACUUCCAUCAGGAGAAAAAGAUCUCGACACAUAUAUCAAGUUUGAGUUUCCAUACCCAAAUGAUGAACCUCAAACUGGCAAGACAGGCUGGAGCAAGGGCUUUGAGAUGGUGGAAUAUAAUGACUCCACCAAGCUGAAUAUUCAACGCAACAGAUCCUUUGCAUCAUGUGUGAAAAGGAGGUCUAUCAGAUUUGAAGUCUACUAUGGGAGAGGGUUUCUACGGAGUGAUAAGCUGUUGGCACAAGCAAGUCUAAAGUUAGCUGACUUGGAAAGUAAAUGUGAAAUACAUGAAAGUGUCCCUUUAUAUGAUGGCCGCAAGCCUACAGGAGGAAAGCUUGAAGUCAAAGUACGUGUGCACCAUCCAGUGAGUGGAGUCAAGGAAGAUCAAAUCAAGGAAAAAUGGUUGGUCAUCAAUAGUACACACAAAAAGUCAUCAUAUGUUCCUACAUCAAGCUCAAGUCUCAGUAGUCCUUCAAAGCAACCAACUCCUCAUGGUAAUACAGCAGCAAACCCAUCACAAAAGAAUGUGCAGCCUGCUGAUAGUUUAGCUGUAUUGAACUGGGAGCUAGAGACACUCAAGAAAAAGCUGGCAGAAUUUCAGGCACAAAGAAGGAGUAUUCCUAAAGAAUUGAACGAACAGCAAAAGAUACUGUCAGACAGGAUGCACAAGCUGCAGUUGUUCCUGAAGGAGGGUGGAAAACAAGCCAGGCAAGCCUAUGUGGCCAGACUACAAGCAUCUUUAUCCAGCUACUUUGCCCUAGCUAAGCAGAGCUUACAAGCUGGGAACAAGGAAAAGGCAGGGGUUCUCAUGGCCAAAAGGAAGCUUGUUGAAAGUGAGAUUGCUUCAUUGACAAAGUGAUUACUAAAAUAUUCCCAGCUGGCAGGAAGAUGAAGUUAUUAUAUACCACUGAGUAACAUUCAACGGAAGUGUUGUGAAAGUACAGAGACUUAUGAUCACAUCUGAUAAAGGAAGUGCCCUAGAAUAGGACUUGAGUAUGUAGUUUGUGAUUGAAAGAACUUUCAAUAUUUAUUUGUGCGCUUUCAUGGUAAACAUUGCUUAAACCAAUAGCACUUAAUAUUGGACCUGUAAUUCAAGUAAGCAGUUCUGUGGCAAAUACACACGUGUAGAUAUUUUUGUUCAUAUUAUAAUUAAAAUGUAAGUAACACAAAAAGUGACUAGCAUUCUAUGAAAUUUGGGAGUGGAAGUGCUUCCAUUUGUAAGUUAAUCAAGACCAUUCAUUUGAUACAAAAACUCCCCAGUAUCAAUCAACAGGUUGAAAUCUAUGAUCAGCCAUACAAGUUUCCCUGAUUUCAACAGUUUUACUUCCAGUGUCUGAAGUUAGAAAAUAUUGAGUAGUUUGAAUUUCCAUUUUUUUUCCUGGCUUGCCAGUUGCAUAGCUGUGAUGAAAGUCAGAAUAUGUAUAGGCUGGAGCUUCACAGAAGCAGACUUUAUGAAACUGCAUUUAGUAGACAAUAUUAGCUUCAUAUGUCAGCUUUCCAGAUAGCAUUCAUCUUGCAGAGUUCAGGAUCACUGAAACCUCUCUUCAGAGCAGAUAUUGUAAGUUAAACAAACUUUCACUUCUGUGAAAUUUAAUCCUGAUUUUAAAACAAAUCGAUACUGGAGUUUGAUGUGUUUUGUUAAUUUUCAGCUAUUUUGUUGACAAGUUGGGAUGCAUGUGCUAGAAAUAAGGAGAAAAUUGUCAAAACGAGUGGUACUAAAUGAGAGAGAUAUUGAUGUAUGUCCGUCAUGCAAGCAUGUGUGUUUGCACAGCCUUUGGCAACUCAAUGCAGACAGUAGGAAAAGUUGAAGCAAGGUAAACUUUCUCAACUGUCACCAUCCCUAUUGGCAUCAGUUGCAAUAAAGUGUUUCAAUAUGAUUGUGUAUCAUUGGAAACUGAUUGGCGAUGCUCUCUGCAUCUCUUUAUGUGGCCAUGGAAACCAGACUAUACAAAUUAAAAUUCUUUUCAGCGACUACAGAUUAAAGUUUUCACUACAAUGUUGGGACUGUUAUUCAUGUGGUGUGGGAUAGUGCCUACCUGUGCAAUCUCUUGUAAGGAAUAGAGAGUAAAAUGAAACUGCUUGUUUUUCCACUUUCCUUUUAUUUAUCCAUCAUUUAUACUUUUUCAAAUAGAACAAAUGUGUACCACUUUUGGUACUUUAGGUAUUUCAUCCAAAGAAUAUUCCGAGGACCUGGAAGAUGCUGUUUUUGUUUGUGAAGCUUGAUGUACAUUUUGGGGGAACUGAAAUGCAUCAAAGUCAGCAACACUUUCAUUGCUACAUGUAAUUGAAAUAUAAUAUCUAGACAAAUGGUUGAAGUGUUUGAGUUGUUUUAGACUGUGAACACGUGUAGAAAUGGUCACUUCAAAAUCAUCAAAGUGCUUGAAAUGUGUAAUAGGAGUCUCUUGGGAAACAUUGAUUAUUAAAGUUGCCAGAACAUGUAUACCAUCCAAAUGGACGCAGAUUUAGAAAAACAGCCAUAUUGUGCAAUGUAUGGUCAAAUAAAAGUUUGUCUACUAAACUGCAGAAUUUUUCAUGCAUAUUUUUUUCUUUAGUGUAAUAAAAACCCUUAGAUGGAAUGUAGAGUGCUGGAUUUGAUCAUUGUUUGGUCAGGGUUAUGUAUUUGUAGCUUUCUGACUGAAAUUUCUGGGCAGUCUGUUUACAAUUGACAUAACUGCUUCGUUGUAGUCUAUGGUAUAGCUAAUGUUAUAAUUGCCUUGAAAAGUUUUUAUCAUUUCUUUUUUAAUAUGGAGUUUCAUUAGAUUGAAUAACAAAAGCACACUGUCUGAAACAGGUGGAUCCUUUCUUGCAGCUUUGAAAAUUAACCAGCACUCUUACAUUGUAUAUUAACCUCUUGCUGCUUGGUGCUUUCAAAAAUGCAGUGCACAUGUAACGGGAAACUUUCAAGACUUUCAGCUUUCAAAAUUCUUCAAAAAUUCAUCAUUUCAUUCAAUGGACGUUUACACCCAAACUGUUUGACUGUUUGGUGGCU
Molecule: messenger RNA, 5170 nt
Organism: Acanthaster planci (crown-of-thorns starfish)
Lineage: Eukaryota; Metazoa; Echinodermata; Asteroidea; Valvatida; Acanthasteridae
Product: coiled-coil and C2 domain-containing protein 1-like
Molecular function (GO): DNA-binding transcription repressor activity, RNA polymerase II-specific
Source: RefSeq, a predicted model, not a curated record